AUGGCCAUUGUAGUGUUACAUGAUGUAGAUGUGACUGUAUUAGCUGUCACUUGUGAUGGCCUUUCAACAAAUAUUGGAAUGGCCAAGGCGUUAGGUGCAACUAUUGCAGUUGACAAUAUGAAGCCCUAUUUCUCUCAUCCUGUUUCAGGGGCUGAAGGAACUGCAGACGUUUGUCUUAUUUUUGACCAAAAAUUUGUAACUCCAAAAAUCCAUUCGCUCAGGGAUGCAAAUCACCCCAUCCCUCAAGGAUUCAAGUGGGAAGCUUUUGUGCACAGCGGCGGCGUGUCUCGGAGCGAGCGCGUGAAUCAGCGGUUGCUGGUGGGAGGCGCGGACGCUCCGCACGGCUGCCCGCGGACAGACGGCGUCCGUGGUUUCGCGACCAGUCAGUCGCCCGCCAUCUGCAGGCUGAACGAGAUGGCCGCGAGGGGCAGCACCGGCGCGCUGCUGGUGGGCGCGGCUGCUUGCCUGAUGCUGACGCAGACGGCGCUGGCUGCAACGGUCAAACGAAAGCCCUUUGACCUAGACGAUAUUACCUCCGGAGAAUUCUCGCCAGAGGAGUUUGACUUCGAGUGGAUAAGUGGGACGGAAAUACUCUACAAGAACGACAGUGAGGUGGUGGCAAUGGAUGUGAGCUCCAUGAAGAGCAGAGUACUUGUACCCAAAGAGGUAUACAGCAGUAUCCAGGCGAACGUGUCUUUGUUGUCGGCAGAUGAGCGCUACGUUCUUCUUGGUUAUGACGUGGAAAAGGUAUUCCGACAUUCAGCAAUUGCGCGUUAUGUAGCCUACAACAUUGCGAAAAACACGACGACGCAGAUCGCCCAUGGGGAGCGACUGCAGCUCGUGGACUGGUCGCCAGAGGGCAACGCGCUCGCCUACGUGCUCCAGAACGACCUGUACUACGUGCCGGAGGUGGGCGGGCAGCCAGUGCGUAUCACUGACGACGGCGUCCCAGACGUCAUCUACAACGGCGUCGCCAACGAACUGACGGACGAGUCGCUGAGCGCCGAGGAGUCGCUGAACAAGGAGGGCGCCAUCUGGUGGUCCCCCAGCGGGUCUCGGCUGGUGCUGGCGCGCUACGACGACUCGGCCGUGCAGAGCAGCAGCCUGCUGCGCUACGGGCAGCCCGGCCUCCUGCAGGGCCAGUACGCCACCGUCGUCUCCUUCCGCUACUCCAAGCCGGGCACGCCGAACUCCAGAGUAACGCUGAAGUUGGCAACACUACCUGCUGCCGGCGAAGCCUCCGUAACCGUCCAACAGCUCGUGGGUCCCACAGACGUCCUCGGCAAGGACUGCAAUCCAGAGGACGUCAGCUGGGCUGACGACAACACUCUAAUGGUAUCGUGGAAGAACCGAGUGUCCAACGUGCGGCAGUUUGUCUCCUACAACACCGAAAGCGACACCAAACGUAUGCACGGCCGGCAGGGCGUGAAGAUGGCGCAGCCGUCGGGCUGGCUGGACCCGCAAGUGUCCUUCUUCAGAGGGGGCAACUCGUCGACCUUCAUAACGAUCGACUGGGUGCCGCAGGGCGGCGGCGCCAGCUUCCCGCACGUGGUCUCGGUCACGGGGAAGUCCAUCAAGGCCGUCACCUCUGGAGCGCUGGCGGUCACCGAGAUAUACGGCUGGGCCGACAAUGGCACUGUGUACUACCAGGCGACAGAGGAGGGCCAGCCAUCGAGGCGGCAGGUGUUCGCCGUGGAGGAGGGCGGCAGUCCCCGCUGCCUCAGCUGCGACGUCAUCAGUCCCGAGGGGAACGCCUGCCUGCGCGCCUCCGCCAGCUUCAGCCACGACCUCAGCUGGUUCUGGCUCACCUGCCUCGGGCCCGACCCGCCUGUCAUGACGACGCAUCCGACUGCCGAUCCCGACAGCGACGUGCUGCAGUGGGUGGACAACGAGGAUCUGCGGACGCAGCUGCUGAGGAAGCAGCAGCCGCGCCAGUUGGACGACUGGGUGGAGGUGGGGGGCGGGCUGCGCGCGCAGGUGCGGCUCUGGCUGCCGCCGGGGCUCGAUCCCCGCACCUCUGAGAAGAGGCCCGCCAUCGUCUACGUGUACGCGGGCCCGGGUUCCCAGCAGGUGGACGACUCGUACGCGGUGGACCUGAACAGCUACUUCACGACGUCGCGGCGCUACGUGUACAUUGUGAUCGACGGCCGCGGGUCCGGCGGCAGGGACAACAGGACGCUCUUCUCCGUCUACCGCCGGCUGGGCAGCGUCGAAGUCGAGGACCAGAUCAACGUCACCAAGCGGCUGACGGAGAAGUAUGGCUUCAUCGACGCCUCCCGUGUGGGCAUCUGGGGCUGGAGCUACGGCGGCUACGCUACGGCCAUGGCGCUGGCACAGGACGAGGAGGACGUCUUCAGGUGUGGAGUUUCCGUGGCACCAGUGUCCAGCUGGAUAUACUACAGUUCGCAGUACACGGAAGUGUACAUGGGACUACCGACGCCAGAGGAUAACGAGGCGGGCUACAACGCCAGUGACGUCACCAGGCUGGCGGAACGAUUCCAGAACAAGACGUUCUUCCUGAUCCACGGCACGGCGGACGACAACGUCCACUACCAGCACUCCAUGAUGCUGGCGCGAGCCCUGGAAAAUGCGGGCGUGAUCUUCAGACAACAGAGUUACCCAGACCAAGACCACACCGUGGCUGACCUGAGCACCCACCUCUACCGCAGCGUGGACGAGUUCUUCGCAGAAUGCUUCGAGGACCAGCAGCCUGCAUCCUCUUCGCCUGCAAAGACAGCCAGACGGUUGUUGCCAGUGCUGCUCUUACUGUGCACCGCUGCCUUCAGCUGACUGGCGGCACACUUCCACAAGCCAGCCUUAUAACACCACCUGCAGCAAUUGAGCGGGUACAAUGCCACUUCUCCUCUGCCUUCCAUAAAAAUGCUGUAGUAUUAUUUCUUAAGAAUCAUUUACUAGCUACUCAUACUGCAUACUUUUAGAACCAUCAUUUUUAUUGUUCCUCUCCUUUGGUUCCUUUAAGUAAAGACGUGUAAUGAGAUAAGAUGUCAGAAGUGUCCACCAUUUUGCUUUUGCAGUACUGCAUUGUGCCCACACCGACUCAGCAUACUUUGAAGGAACCUGCAUAUCUCCUAUUUUUUACAUUUUUUUAUAUUCCAUGAUGUUGAACAACACAUACCAUACCUUGUGACUUAAACUUAUCUUCCAUAUCAUAUCUCGAUAAUACCUCGACUGGUGAAAUUGCAUCAUUCAGAUAAAUUUCUCUAGAUCUAACAUGUUUCCACUUCUGUGAUAUCAAAAAGAACUGUGGCACCCACUGCAUGGUAUAUAUUAUUGUUACCUUGGUAGAUACAUGUGGUGCCUCAGUAUAUAUGUGUGUAUGUAGAUUGGUCCCUGUGUAUAAUGGCCAAAAUGCAAUGAGAGAGAGAUUACUGAAUAUGCGACAAGUGCUUCAAUAGUGACAUACAACGACCACAUCACCAGGAGUGUAAACAUUCCAAUAAAAUAAAUGCUUCGAUCCAUUUACGUUUGUUAAUCAAACCUUACUAUUGCCUUUACCAUAACGUUAGAACAGUAUUACAAACAUCAGUACCUGUAAUAGACCACUGGUAACAUCUGUGCCUCACAGUACGUCUGUGCACAAAUAUCUCACAACUGUAACUGAAAUUUAAACGUGGUUUACCAAGUUCCAGCUCCCCUAACAGUUACCGAGAUGCCAUAUCACCCCAUUUAUUAAUAUUGUCUGCAGUCCACUAAAUCUCCAAUACAAGAGAACAUCACCAAGAGCAGAAGAGAAGUAAGGUGGAAAUGAGCUCCACUGUGUCUUCCAUGCAAGAGAGAGCAAAUCAUGGGCAGAUUGCACCUUCUGCUGGGUAAGGUCUUCUUCAGAAGCGCCAGACAAUCUCAGGGUUGUCAUUCCCCCUGUGCUGCCUACUUUUCAAAUCUAUUUUCAGUAUUUGAUUAUAUUAAAUUCCUGUUUUCUGCAGUCAGCCAAUCUUGUCUUGAUUUUAAGCUUCUAUUUGUCUCUUGUAAACUUUAAUAGAAAUUGUUGGAAAAUGACUAUCUCCAUUUUCAGUAUUACUGGAGAGACAUUCACUGUGCACUCUAUGUUAGCUAUAUCCUAGAGCACCAUUAGGCGUCCUUGCAGCUUACUGAUGGCAAUCGGCGCCAAUAAUGUCAAUAAUGUAGCCUUCUGGAGCCAUGCAAGUAGACCCAGGGUUAGGGUAGCAGGAGGAGCUCUGAACUGUAAGCCAUCUGGCUCCCUCUCGUUUAGUGCACUGUCCAACACACAGAGAACACAAUGCACAGAAUCCAAGUUCCUAGGAUCAAUAAUUUAUUUUUAAUAGCUGCUCAGAAGGCUUGUAACAUUAUGAUGGAUAGCUAAGUUAAAAACAAAUGACUACUUACUGAUGACUGUCACUGUGAGUAUAACUACAUCAGUGACACCUAUUACAAUUCAAACAGAUUUUUGUGUCACAAACAGUUCCAUAACAUCACUGAUAAAUACCAUGUGAAGGAGGACAAAAUAAUCUUUCACGUGUAUUGUUGUAACUACUUUGUAUGUUCUUUCAGUAUGUAAAAUGUGUUCUCAAAAGUAAUGCUAGAAGCAGACAGUGACAUUCCACCAAGUAGUGAGAAAAUGUGUUGUACAUUCAAGUGUACAUCUGGUUAGCUACUGUUAAACAUUGCCAUGUCCUGUACAAGUAUCUCCAACUAAAGCAAUAAGCAGAUCAGCAAUGUUAACAGGAUGCCCACUUUAAAGAAAUGAAUAUCAAUUUAAUUAAAUUCAUCAUCUUGGUCUAUGCAAACUGAUUAUUCUUGAACUUCAGAUUCUACUUGAUUUGCUCCUCUUUUCAGCGGUAAUUAUUGUAAUGUGAUAUUUGGCUGUGAUCCACAACAAUUAAAUAAUGGGACAACGUAAAAAUCAUACAAAAAUGUAGAAAUGUAUAUUGAUAGUUUGGCUUUGUAUUUCUAAUGUGAUCAAUAAUCUGUGAAUUAUAGA
Molecule: messenger RNA, 4960 nt
Organism: Schistocerca americana (American grasshopper)
Lineage: Eukaryota; Metazoa; Arthropoda; Insecta; Orthoptera; Acrididae
Product: venom dipeptidyl peptidase 4-like
Exons: 18
Coding region: 1-2790 (929 amino acids)
Biological process (GO): proteolysis
Molecular function (GO): serine-type peptidase activity; dipeptidyl-peptidase activity
Source: RefSeq, a predicted model, not a curated record